AUGCGUCGGCGUCAGAGCAUGCAAGUCCUCGAGCUCGAGGCCCGAGUCGAGCAGCUCAUAGCCGAGAACCGCUUGCUCUCCGAUGCUCGCCAUAGCACCGACCAGCACCUGAGCCAUCGUGUCGUCACCGCUCUUUCCGACCGGGACACCCAGAUCGAGAGUCUCAAGCAGACGCUCAAGUUUCUACGAGGCGAGGUCUCUCGCCUGACCGAGGUCAAUGAUGGCCUCUCAAGCGCCAACGCCGAGCUGGCCAACAAGGACAACAGCCGCUACGCAGACCUGCAGGUCCACGCCGACCGGGGCGAGAACCAGGAUGCCCUGAUGCAGGCUCUGCGCGACAAGGACGCUCAGAUUGCAAGCCUGACGGCCAAGCUAGACGCCGCCAAGGAAAAGAUCCGUGAGCUGCAGCGUCAGAUUCUCGAGUCCAAGGCUGCCGACGUGCAGUUCCUCAACAUCAAGGAUGAGGACUACUUUGACCACCGCUGUCAACAGCUCUGCUCCCAUGUCCAGCAGUGGGUUCUGCGCUUUUCCAAAUUCUCCGACAUGCGGGCCUGCCGCCUGACAAGCGAGAUCAACGAUGAGAAGAUCAUCGACCGCCUUGACAACGCCGUCCUGGAUGGCUCUGACGUCGACAGAUACCUCAACGACAGAGUCAGGCGGCGGGACAUUUUCAUGUCCAUGACCAUGAACAUGAUUUGGGAAUUCGUCUUUACCCGCUACCUCUUUGGAAUGGACCGAGAGCAGCGACAGAAGCUUAAAUCGCUGGAAAAGCUGCUGACAGAAGUCGGCCCACCGCAAGCCGUACGCCAAUGGCGUGCCGUUACCCUUACGUUGCUCUCCAAGCGUGACUCAUUCAAGAGGCAACGAGACCUGGACACGGAAGCCGUGGUCCAGGCCAUUUACCAGACCCUAUGCAAGGUCCUACCUCCGCCUUCUAAUCUGGAGGCUCAGAUCCAAGCCCAACUGCGCAGGGUCAUGCACGAGGCCGUCCAUCUCUCCAUUGAGAUGCGCACGCAAAAGGCCGAGUACAUGAUGCUGCCGCCUCUGCAGCCGGAGUACGACGCAGACGGCGAGCUUGUACAGACUGUCCAAUUCAAUGCGUCCAUGAUGAAUGAGCGGAGUCCGUCCUCGAUGAAGCUGACCAACGAAGAGCUCGAGGCUCGAGGCGCCAUUGUGCGCGUUGUCCUCUUCCCUCUCGUCGUCAAGAAGGGAGACGACGAUGGCUCCAACGACGAGGAGAUUGUUGUCCAUCCCGCCCAGGUGCUCAUUGCUCGCAGCAAACUCACGCGCCAACCCACGCCAUCUGACGGGGGGAGGGUUUCUGUGGGCACUGGUCGUCUGAGCGGCGGUACCAAUUCUCCCAGUACCAGAACGUCGGAUGUCAUCUAA
Molecule: messenger RNA, 1389 nt
Organism: Trichoderma harzianum CBS 226.95
Lineage: Eukaryota; Fungi; Ascomycota; Sordariomycetes; Hypocreales; Hypocreaceae
Exons: 1
Coding region: 1-1389 (462 amino acids)
Source: RefSeq, a predicted model, not a curated record